Molecule: messenger RNA, 1774 nt
Organism: Asparagus officinalis (garden asparagus)
Lineage: Eukaryota; Viridiplantae; Streptophyta; Magnoliopsida; Asparagales; Asparagaceae
Product: putative F-box protein At4g17565
Exons: 3
Coding region: 295-1524 (409 amino acids)
Molecular function (GO): protein binding
Source: RefSeq, a predicted model, not a curated record
UAUUCUCUCGCUCGCUUUCCCACUUGCUCUCCUUCGCUCUCAGGGGUCAACCGUGAAAUGGACGUUUUUGCAAAUUUCGCCAUCGCCCUCCCCCUUACGCUGCUCCGUUUCUUGACCCAUUUGCCCACUCCGCCUCCUUCCCGAGCCCAGGGACUUUAUGUGGCCUUGAGUUUGUACUCCUCUUUGUAGGGGAGAAAUCUAGCUCUUGUUUCUCUGUUGGCAAGAUUUGAUGGUCAAAAGGGUAUCCCUCUUCUCACAGGCACGUCAACUCGUUAGCAGCUUCUCUCCAACAACAUGCCCAAGGACUCAAAAUUCCCAAGGGUUUUAUGCAUGCGCAAGCAAAAAACCUUCCGAGAGAGAUUUUUCAAGUGUUGGCGACACAAAACAGUCUCUCAAACUCCAACCAAUUCUGAAUCUUCAAACACUGACCUAACCUCUACAACCGCAUGGGCCAACCUCCCACAGGACAUAUUGGAUAUCGUUAUCCAUCGCCUCCUGCUACCUGACCGCAUCCGCUUAGCUUCAGUAUGCACAUCCUGGAACUCAAUUGCUCGUUCCAAUCCCCUCUUCUUCUCCGCUCCUCAACCACCAUGGCUCUUGCUCGUCAACAAGCUCACCCUCAAAACCGCGACUUUUUUCAACCUCUCAGAAAAUAAAAUCUACAAAAUCUCCCAGCCGGAUCCACCUAUAUGCAAUCGUACUUGGUGCGGGUCCUCUAGUGGUUGGCUUGUGACCAUGGACGUAGUUUCCGGAUUGCUUCUUUUAAAUCCUCUUACCGGGUCCCAGAUCCAAUUACCUCCUCUUACAACAUUACCCAAUUUGGCUCGUCCUUAUCGAAUGGCCAAAGUUUCAUGGAGCUCUUCACAUUAUACAGUUAUGCUAGCUUUGCUGUCGGCUCCUUAUCUGGCAUUCACUAAAGAAGGAGAUGAAGCGUGGACUUCACUUGAAGGUACUCGAAGGAUUGCUGACCUGGCAGUUCAUAACGAGAGAUUUUACACCCUUGACCUUGAUGGAACGGUAGUAGCUUGGGACCUUAAUGGCCCUUCUCCCUUAGUUGUAUCGGUAAUUUUGCCUGGUUGGUUGCCAUCGAAAAUUUCUUAUGGGUAUUUAGUAGGUUCAAGUGUGGGUCUUUUGCAAGUUUGGAGGGCGCGAGAUGAAAUGGAUUUUGUAGUUCUUGAGCUGGAUUUGAUUAGCGAGGAAUGGAUCAAGGUGGAGAGCUUGGGAGACCGAGCUCUCUUCUUGGAUUUGUUCUGUUCGUUGUGUGUGUCAUCGAGAGACCUUGCGAAUCUGCGAGGGAACUGUAUUUAUUUCACUACUGGACAUCUUGAGAAGCCGAGAAGGGAGUGGGGAACUCGGAGGUUUAGUUUUGAGAACAGAAGUGUUGAAUCUACUACUUAUAAUCCACAGUCUCAUAUCUGGGAGACUUGGGUUUUUAGCUUGGAUGGUCGAACUCUUGAGCCGAUCACUCAUCCUCAAUCACAUUGGAAGCAGCCUCCAAUUUGGAUAACACCCAGUUGGACCUGAAACAAGUAUUUGAACAGGUAACAGAUUUUUUUGUCGUAUAUAAUGUAUUAUGGAUGCAUAGAAACAUUUCAUCUCCCUUUGGAAUGGUGAACCUCGGGGGUUUUGUUUAUUGAUGUGGAAGCCUUUUUUCCCCAUCUCAUAAAAGAAGGUGCAGUAUGUAUUUGUUGUUGUGGAAAUGUCAUUCGUUACAUUUUUGUAAGAGACGUCGAUGUUGAAUUGUGUUGUUGAAUUUAUUCUUAAUUUUUUGUAA